Messenger RNA from Cetraspora pellucida, 387 nucleotides. The record is from the annotation of a GenBank genome assembly. NCBI's taxonomy places the organism in Eukaryota, Fungi, Glomeromycota, Glomeromycetes, Diversisporales, Gigasporaceae.
UUGAUAGCAAAAGCAAAGUGAUAGUUGCACCUUGUUUGUUACCUGAAUCAGGUUUCAUUCAAACAAUUGAAAUUGAUAAUCCAAGAUAUUGGCCUAUGCGAUUAGAAUUCGGGAAAAAUUUAGAAUUUAAUCAUGGCAAGACUUUGGUAGCAUUUACUCGAUACCUUUGCGAAGACUUUAAUGAUAAUGAUGAUGAACAAGCAUUAUCAGCAUUUUACAUGGAAGGAAUUAAUGAAAUAGAAUUAUGGAAUGUUAUGUUUAUAAUGGAGCGAUAUUUUGAAAUUCCUUUCGAUGUUUUUGCAUCUUUAAGGUUUAUAAUGGAGCGAUAUUUUGAAAUUCCUUUCGAUGUUUUUGCAUCUUUCCUUGCUGAAAAUUCAUCGUUGUCAA